AUGGCUGGUACCGGUCCCAGGACACGGAGCAAAGCCGCUGCGACAGAGCCGGUCGACGACAAUGAUGCUGGCGCCGACGACGAGGCGCGGGAGCUCGCGCGGGAUAUGGCCAAGGCGCUACGGGAAGAGAAACAAGAGGCCGAGGCCGCCCGCAAGGCCGAAAGUGACAAGCCGCCGUCCGGGCCUCGCGCAGCGAGGGUAAACCACAGCUUGGGCCUAGGCGUGCACCGUGACCGUCAGGCUACUCCGCCUCGCUCUCGUGGUGGCGGUACCAAGCCUCGCGGUGGCGGGAACAAGGCUCGCGGUGGCAGCAACAACGCCCGUGGUGGACGUAGCAAGUCUACGGGUCGUGGGGCAGGGAAAGCCAAGAAGACCGUGGAUGACCAGGGUCCCGCCUCCGCCGAGACCGCCGCCUCCCAAUCCACCAACCCAUCAGCUCGCACGUUGCCGAUACCCCGUCCCAAGGCAAAAUCCGUUGUGCUUAAGUUGAAGUACACGCCGCUCAGCAAGUCCCAGCUUGGCGGUGAGGGAGAACCCGAAGAUGAAGAACCGGCGCCCGCGGAGACACCCGAGCCCCGCAAGACGGCUGCUCGUAGCAAGUCCGCGCCGUCCCGACGUCGGAAGGGUGAGAAUGGCAGUGAUGGCGAAGAAGACGAGGACGAGGAGGGACCCAGCGGCGAAGAUACCGACCCCGACGGUGAUAAAUAUGUUGAGGACGAAGAUGAGGGCCUCGGCGACGGUGAAGACGAGGAUGAGGACGAGGACGAGGGUGAGGACGAGGACGACGCCGACGGCGUCUCGCAGGCGAAGGUGGCAAAGAAGCGUAAAGGUCCUGGCAAACUUGAGCAGCGCAAGCUGAACAAGUUCAAUGAGAGCCGCGUUCAGGACAUGGGUAGCCAGGCUAUCCACAAGCCGACCGAUAGCCCCGCCCGACGCGCUCAUAUCAGGCCCAUUGACCCGAACGAAAGUAGCGGGGAGGAGAACGAAGUCCCGCAGGAUAAGGGCAAGCAACCCAUCCGCACCCCUGAGCACCUUCUCAUCAGCACUGCCCAAUCGCAAGUCAAGAGCGCUACGCAGCACAAGGCUUCAAGGACGUCAGCGGAUUCGAGUGAAGGGAAUGCCAUUAACGACCGCGCUCAUCAGUCUGGCAACGAGUCAGGAUCUUUGCCACCGCGUGUAAGGACGGACAAGUCGACUAAACGCGCUGUCAGGGAACGCAGUCAGCCGCCCGUUGAACCCGAGGACGGCGACACCGAUGUGGGCUCUAUCGACGAGUCUCAGAUCGAUCAUACGCAGCUGAAAUGCAAGGACGCGGCGCCGGCCACGAUGAAGGACCUCUUGCGCAUGGAGGACGAGGUGGACCGGUACAGCCAGGUGAGCAAUUUCUCCUGGAUCGAGCGCAUCGAGCGCGGGCGCAAGUGCGCGGGCACACGCGGCGUGCGGGCACACACGGGUGCGGGCAAUCGCUUGCGCGAUCUGAGCGCUGGCCAGCGCGGGAAGGGAUUGUCGGCGCGAUGA
Molecule: messenger RNA, 1518 nt
Organism: Peniophora sp. CBMAI 1063
Lineage: Eukaryota; Fungi; Basidiomycota; Agaricomycetes; Russulales; Peniophoraceae
Source: the annotation of a GenBank genome assembly